Messenger RNA from Ictalurus punctatus (channel catfish), 5326 nucleotides. RefSeq lists its product as uncharacterized. Gene Ontology annotation, molecular function: transmembrane signaling receptor activity; GTP binding. The transcript is spliced from 10 exons. The record is from RefSeq and is a predicted model, not a curated record. Bases 131 to 4744 code for a protein of 1537 amino acids. NCBI's taxonomy places the organism in Eukaryota, Metazoa, Chordata, Actinopteri, Siluriformes, Ictaluridae. Gene Ontology annotation, biological process: cell surface receptor signaling pathway.
AGAGUGACGUGCUGAGCUACUCACUCUGAAAUCGAAAGUAAGGGAAGAAGGACCGGAUUAAGAUAAUCAGCUUCACACACCGUCGGAAAAAAGCUGCAAAAAGGGGCAAGUCUAAUGACCCAUCCUGAAGAUGGUGAAAAAGGAACGAUUUUGGCUCAUCCUCAUGGGGGAGGAGUGGACAGGAAAGAGCUCGGCUGGAAACACCAUGCUUGGCCAAACUGUAUUUAAAGUUGAUAGUGAUACAGAGCAUGUAAUGCAGAGCUUCGGGGUCAUCGAGGGUAGAGAUGUGACCGUGGUAGACACUCCCGGAUGGGAUUCAGAAUGUUCCCCAGAUGUUCCACUCAAAAUGCUGAAGAAAGCACACAACUCUGCCGUGGGUCAAGGGUUCCACGUCCUGCUGCUGACUAUCCCCAUUUCCCAAAACCAAGAGUGGAACCAGAAAGUUGCACAAAGGCUGUCGAAUGCGCUCACCCUAUUCAACGAUGAUACAUGGAAACACACCAUGAUUCUGUUCACCAGAGCUGACCUUCUGCAUCACACAGGAUUGGAGGGAUAUCUGAAAGGUAGCGGGCAGCCCUUCCAGAGUUUGCUGGAAAAGUGUGAGCACAGGUACCAUGUACUUAACAACUGCAAACGGAAUGAUCACGAGCAAGUCAGGGAGCUGAUGGAAAAGGUUGAGCAGAUGGUCCAAGAAAGCAAUGGUCAAUCAUUGCAAUUGGUUAUGAGUGAACAGGAAGUGGGCACAUUGAGAGAGCAUGAGAUGAAUUCACUGAGAAACAACAGGCAGUUGGUGGAAAGAUGCACAAAGAUGGAGGAACACAUAGGGAGGGAAAGCGGCUUCAGAUUAGAAGACCACAUGUUUAAAUCACUGCCACCAGUGAAAAAUGACCCACCAAUGACCCAUCCUACUGAUCAAAGUGAGCUUCCAGAAGAAAACAGCACAUGCGUUUUGCGAUCUACAUCUGACCUUUGCUCAGAAAGCCCUGCUGAAAUAAUCAGAGAUCUGGCCAUGAGCAGUGAUGAUGAUGGUGAUACAGAAUCGAUUAAUGUAGAUCAGACUGAAAAGAAUACCUGUACAGAGGUAGAGGAAACAGGCAUAGAUCGAAAUCCCAGAGAUGAAGAAAAGAACAAAAAACAUGUACAGCAUGCACCAUUGCAAAGAAACACUCCUCAAACCUGGGACAUCCAGUGGGACUUGAGCAUUACUUGUUACAUUUAUAGCGAAGAAAGUGUUCUGAUGACUUGUGUUCUUCAGUUCUCUGUCUGCUGGAGAAAACUGAAACCAUCAUGUGAGAGAGAUUGGAUCUCUUUCACAGUGUGCAGUGAUAAUAUUUUCUGGAUAUAUAUCAUGGUUUUGUACCUGUUUGUGAGAUAUUUAUGUCUGAUAUAUGAAACCUAUGGAGUAUCCAAAGAAACAGGUAAUCAGAACAUGAACACACUGGUCUCUGGGUUUGUUGAACGCCAGCAAAAACCAAGCAAAGAAAACCCGGGAGCUUUUCACUCAUUGCUGUGGCAGAUCAGCAACAACAGGCCUAAAGAGGUAACCCAAUGCAGCAACAUGGAGGAUGAUGAAGGAAUCCCACAACACAGCACAGGAGGUAAAGAUGAAAAGAUGAAGAAAGGUGAGGAUGAAGAGUUACCCCAACACAGUCAGAAAGGUGAUGAUGAUGAUGAAGAAGAAGAUGAUAAAGAAGAACAAUCUCAACAAAUCAUAAAAGCUAAUGAUGAGAUACCCCAUCAGAGCAAGAGGGGUGAUAAAGAGAUACCUCAAUAUGACGGUAAUGAGGAGGGUGAAAAUAUCCUCCAACAAAGAAAGCAGGUAGACGAUGACCAUGUACUCCAACAUAGUAUAAAGGGGGAUGUGAAACAUGUACUCCAAAAUAACAAAACAGAUUAUGAAGAGACAAACCAACAGAGCAACGCAGAUGAGGAGGAAGAGCUACUCAAACUUAAAAGAACGGAUGAUAACAUAUGCCGAAACAACAAUAGGCAUGGGAGGAUGAAAAAGAUACACAGAAAGACCAAAAUGGUGGAAUAUGAGAACACACCCGAACACAGCCAGAGGGGACAUACGGAGGAAAUGCUGCAACAUAACAGCAAAGCUGAUUAUGAAGAAAUACCCCAACAGAGCAAGAGAUGUAAAGAUGAAGAGCUAUCCAAACAUGUCAUCAAAGACAUGGAAGAGAUAUGCCAGAACCACAGGAGGGGCUACAAGAAAGAGAUACCCCAGUAUAACACAAGAGGUUAUGAGGAAGAGAUACCUCAAAGUAACAUAAGAGGUUAUGAGGAAGAGAUACCUGAAAUUAACAGAAAAGCUUCCAAGAAAGAGAUACCUCAAAGUAACAGAAGAGAUUAUGAGGAAGAGAUACCUCAAAGUAAAAGAAAGGCUUGCAAGAAAGAGAGACCUCAAAGUAACAGAAGAGGUUAUGAGGAAGAGAUAACUCAAAGUAACAGAGGGGGUUAUGAGGAAGAGAUACCUCAAAGUAACAGAGGGGGUUAUGAGGAAGAGAUACCUCAAAGUAACAGAGGAGGUUAUGAGGAAGAGAUACCUCAAAGUAACAGAGGAGGUUAUGAGGAAGAGAUACCUCAAAGUAACAGAGGGGGUUAUGAGGAAGAGAUACCUCAAAGUAACAGAAGAGGUUAUGAGGAAGAGAUACCUCAAAGUAAAAGAAAGGCUUGCAAGAAAGAGAGACCUCAAAGUAACAGAAGAGGUUAUGAGGAAGAGAUACCUCAAAGUAACAGAGGGGGUUAUGAGGAAGAGAUACCUCAAAGUAACAUAAGAGGUUAUGAGGAAGAGAUACCUCAAAUUAACAGAAAAGCUUGCAAGAAAGAGAUACCUCAAAGUAACAGAAGAGGUUAUGAGGAAGAGAUACCUGAAAUUAACAGAAAAGCUUCCAAGAAAGAGAUACCUCAAAGUAACAGAAAAGCUUCCAAGAAAGAGAUACCUCAAAGUAACAGAAGAGGUUAUGAGGAAGAGAUACCUCCAUGUAAAAGAAAGGCUUGCAAGAAAGAGAGACCUCAAAGUAACAGAAGAGGUUAUGAGGAAGAGAUACCUCAAAGUAACAGAGGGGGUUAUGAGGAAGAGAUACCUCAAAGUAACAGAGGAGGUUAUGAGGAAGAGAUGCCUCAAAGUAACAGAGGAGGUUAUGAGGAAGAGAUACCCCAAUGUAACUGGCUGACAGAUGAUAAAGAGAUACUCCAAUGUAACAGGAACAGGGAUAAUGAAGAGACAGCGAAGCACAGCAGGAAAACAUGUAAUGAGGAGAUACAACAUCACCAAAGGAAGGGGAAGAAUGGAGACACAUACCAACAGUGGAAGAGUGCUCAUGAUCAUGAGAUGCGUGGGCUAGAAGAUGGUAAAGAUAUACCCGAGCAAUGCAGGAAGAGAGCCAGUUAUGAGAUACCACAACACAGAAGAAAGAGGAUUGAGAAAGAUAUACCUCAACACACCAGCGUGUGGGACGCUGAAGAGAUUAAAGAGGCACCGGAACAACAAGUAGAGGGAAUAGUUGAAAUAAGGGGUGCUAAUAAAAAAAUACACCACAAAUGGUACAGAUAUCAACACACCAAAGAUGUCAACAACUUUGCAGAUGCGGGAGAAGAGGACACAAGACAGCAAGGAGGUUUUAGUAAAAGGAGCAGAACCAAGAGUCUGGAACGAUUUAUUGUGUUUUACAUGCUGAUUUCACUUAUACCAGUGCCACAUGCUCAAGGGAGUCCUAAAGCUGUGGUGUCCAUAGAGCCUGAUACACAUCUGUACAGAGGAGAGACUGUUAUAUUCAGAUGUGACAUACAGGGAGGAGGAGGCAAUAAGUGGACAUACAGCUGGUAUAGGAAUAAUAACACACUCCACUUUCCUGUAUUUGACAUGUUAGAUUAUGACAGGAGAAUGCAGGAUAUCAGUAUCUGGUAUGUUAGAGACUCUGACAGUGGUAACUACACCUGCAGAGGACAGAGGAGUGACUCUCAGAGCUCAGAGAUCAGUGAUGCUGUUACUCUGACUGUAUCAGCAGAGAAACCACAGGUAGUACUGAGUGUAUCUCCACAGAGCUGGCUGACUGAAGGAGACUCAGUGACUCUAAACUGUGAGAUUACAAACUCCUCAACAGACUGGAAAUUCAGCUGGUACACAGGUGUUCCCUACAGAAUAAAAAGAGACCGUUAUGGUGAUAUUAUCUAUGGAGACUCCUACACUAUCAGUCCUGCUGCUCUUAAACACACAGGAGUUUAUGUGUGCAGAGCAGAGAGAGAGGAACGAGUUUAUCACACACGUUACAGCAAUGAACAACCACUAUGGAUCACUGGUGAAUCUCCUCCAGUCUCUCUGAUCAUCAAUCCCAACAGAACUCAACACUUUACUGAUGACUCUCUCUCACUGAACUGUGAGAAACAGAGUAACUCUACUGGAUGGAGAGUGAUUCGAUACACACUCAGAGCGAUAGUGUCAGACUGUUCAUGGUGGGGAUCAGUUACAGGAUCUACAUGUAAAAUCAGCUUCCUCUCCACAUCCGACACUGGAGUUUACUGGUGUGAGUCUGAAUCUGGAGAAAACAGUAAUCCUGUCAACAUCACAGUGAAUGUGUCAGGUCCAUCAGGUGUAGAAGCUCCAUUCUCAGUGCUCAUGCUGAUCAGUAGUGUAGUGACGGCCUCUCUGCUGGUGACCAUCAUUCUGCUGGUCAAAUGUUACAGAGCUCGAGCUCACACUGGUGAAUACAGAAUCCAGAACGCAGUCAUGGAGGAGUGAGCAAAGUUCAUCUAUAAAAAGAGGACCCGUUUAAUGUAGAAAUCAUUUCAUAAUUGCUUUAGAGUCAUUUUGUGGAUUGUAAAUAAUACUGAUCUGUCGCUUUAACAUCAUGCUGUUUGUAGCUCAGCAUCUUACACGCACUCGUCUUUCUGACUGGAUUUGUUUAGCUGAAGCCUGCAAACGUCCUCAUGAGGUGAAAGUGAACGUGUGUUUAGUCUCUAAUAAAGCCUACAUGUUGCUAAUGCAAAAACACGUCUGAAAUAAAUGUGUCUGCUAUUGGAGUGAGUUUCAUCCCAACAUGGUGACCUGCACAUUACAACCUCAAAACGCUUCAUGUUACAUUACUGAUGAACAUUUUGGUGUGCGUUAUUGAGAGCAGACUCGAGGUGUGUAUUUUAUAUUUGUUUUGAUUUUUCUUUUCAGCUGUGUGAACUUUAAUUGAAGUUGUGUGAGGAGAUGUGUGGUUGGAAUGUUUUGUUCAGUUAAAACCUUCAAACAAAUGCACCAGUAUCGAUGAAGACUAUGUGCACAAUAUAUAAUAAGGGUUAUAUAUCAUUUUGUUCACUGCGUUAGUUAACCUGG